Molecule: messenger RNA, 11629 nt
Organism: Bactrocera dorsalis (oriental fruit fly)
Lineage: Eukaryota; Metazoa; Arthropoda; Insecta; Diptera; Tephritidae
Exons: 2
Coding region: 1180-5793 (1537 amino acids)
Source: RefSeq, a predicted model, not a curated record
GUGCACUCUAUCGAGUUUUCACUGAGACACUUGCGAAAGGAAAUGCUAAUAAGGGUGGUAACCGCACAAUGGAGUCAACACUCACCAAUACCAGCACGAGGUACACAUAUGCGUUGCCAUUGUGUGGGAGUCGCACGGAAAAGCUGGCUCUCUGAAGUAUCCUUUUGGCCGUGUCGGUGUGUCGGCGGUGCGACGGGCUGCUUACUGCCUUUACUAUGCUUCGCCAUGCUUGAGGAUGGAAAAUUCAAAUCAGUCUACAGAAAACGCGUCCGUGAACAGAAGUGGCCGUGUAAGGCUACACUUUGCGCGUGUAAUUUUUGUCGGUAUGAUAAAUAAGUGAUACACCCUGUAAAAGUUCUGUAAGUUUGGAAAUUAACUGCCAGCAAAUAGAGCAGAGGCUCUUGUUCUUCUUCUUCUUCUAUACUUUAAUAUUUUUUUCUGCUCUCUAUGUAUUUUGGUUCUAAUCUGAAUGUUGUUGGUGUGUUUCUAUAUAUAUUUUUUAAACUAAAAACAAAAACAUCAAUAAAAUAAUAAAUAAAAAGGUAAUUUUUAAUGCAAAUAAAAACUAAAACAACACUAAACUAACGGGAAACAGUAUAAUGAUAAAGUGAUAAGAAAAGAUAAAUGACGAAAAAGUGUUGAGCGUUCACGUAAAACAGAGAAAAAAAGAAACAAAAAGGGAAAACGAAAAAUUUCUUGCAGUGUGUGUAAGCUCAUGAAGUGAAUGGCAAACAAAGGAUAAUCGAAUUCGCAAAUAAUGCACACUCCCACAUACUUACAUACAUACGUAUGUACAUCAUAUGAAUUUGGGCAUGUGUGCGUGCCAUAGUGGAAUUACAGUAAGACCGUCUCGAACACUUGGUCAAUUGUGAAGUGAAUAUGCAAACGAGUUGAACUUUCAAGUGCUUCCAAGCGAAAACUACUCUUCCAACAUUCAUAUCGAAUGAGAACCACACAGGUGCCGCGACAUCACACUAAACGUAAAACUAAUCAGCACAAUAGUCUCAUUGAUGUUGGCGUUUAGAAGGAAAGGCGAAUUCCUGCGAAUAUCACUGUCGCCAGGCAGUGCAAAUCCGAGCGCCAGCAGCAACAACGCAAACAAUAUUUUUAAUACGAAUUUUCUACAGCAAACACAAAUAAAAGAUUUAAGCAUUUAGCCAAAGACAUUUAAUAACAAAAAUGGCCGCGUCUAUUUAUGCCACCCCACCGCCAGACUUAAGCAGCGAGGACACUGCACUUUCAGACGUCUCCAAUGCAUCCUCGCUAAAUAAUCGCAGCAGCAGCAAUAGUAAUAGUAAUGUAACUACCAACAACAACAACAACACAAGUUGUAACAACACUACCACAAACAACAACAACACAACAAAUUCGAACCCAGUAGCGAAUACACAGAAGCGCUCCAUCAAUGAAGUUCUAGCAAGCAGUGCGAGCCAAGCGAGCCCAUCCAACCCACACACGCCGAAACAGAGUAGAAGCGUGUCCCCAAAAACCUCUAAUAGCGGAAGCGUUACAAGUGCCGCAAUUACACUGGAGGAGCCCGUUGAUAGUACAAUACGAGAUGAGGGGACAACAGAAGAUGACGCCGACAUGUCAACGACACCACUCGCCGAUGAUGGCGCAGCGGCUGCAAUGGCAGCUAUGACGGCCGCCGCUAAUGCAGCAGCCAUGCAACUGCAAUUCUUGGAGGCAAUAAACGAUGCUGCGAAAAAACGACGCAAGCAGAAUAAUCCCAGUAGGGUUGGCGCACAGGCGGCAGCUGCAGCGGCGGCGGCACUAAGUUUAAAUGAGGGCAGUAACGGCGCACUAAUCAAUGCGGCUGCAGAAGCCAUAAUGGCAGAUAAGAACCAAUUCGGAGCAGGCAGCAUGACACCGACCACACUGCCAAUCGAUUACGACGACAAGUUGUCGAAAAUGUUUUUACCAAAAUCAAUAGAGCAGUUAAAGGAAACGUUUGAAUUGCUGCAACAAAAGCAGCAACGUUUCGGAAACAUAUCACCAGACACUGGAGCGGCUGGGCCUGAAGAAAGUUUUUCCUCACCACAGUUGGUAAAACCUAAAACAGAGAUCGUCUCGGAAAUGAAAACAAGAAGUAAUGAGCUAGUAAGCGACGAAUGCUCACCGAAGUCACACCAACUAGGAGAAGAGCUGACAAAUCCUUAUCAGACUUUUUGCAAAACAUGUGGCGAAAACUUCGAAACCGAAUUUAAACUGGGAUUGCAUAUGUUACAAGAACAUCAGAAUGAUGAAACCGAAUAUGAGAAUACUAACCGUGGCGAAGAUGAGGGCCAACAAAAGGCAGAACUCAUACCAUACGACAUGCUGUCCUCAGUAAAUGUUAAAAUGGAACGUCCUGACUAUGAGGGUUCCACCUCACCGCCCGCUGUCAGCACAGCCGGAAAUCAAAUUGAAAACCAUGGUGCAAACCUUCUAUCUAACGGCAAAGAGCCAUGGCUCAACACUAUGCCGGGAAUGGGAUUUCCUUUUCCGCCAGAGGCUGCAGCUGCAGCAGCACUCUCCGCCGGCGGCUAUUUGCCCUUAUUAGGUAUGCCCGGUUUUCCCACGGUUGAUGGAAUGAAUCGUCCGCCGAUUCGUAUAUUCAAUCCUGAAGCCUAUUGCGAUCUUUGCAAUAAGGAGUUCUGCAACAAAUAUUUCCUCAAGACACAUAGAGCCAACAAGCAUGGCAUUUACGAUCCAGCUGGUUCUGCUGGUGGCGAGGGUGGAGCCAAUACCACCAGCGGAAAUAUGAGUGCCAUGACUCAAAUGUUGCAGCUACAAAUGCAACAACAGCAACAACAACAAUCCAUGCAACAUUUACAACAGAAACAGCAAAUGGCGUUGGAAGAAGCACAGAAACAACAAAUUAAUUCACAACAAGCCAACAACGGAGCAUCGUCUCAACAACUGACUCCACCUGCACCGCCGCCUGUGUACUGCGACGUUUGCUCAAAACGUUUCACCAAUGUAUUCGCUAUGCGCCGUCAUCGCGCCAAAGCACACGAUCAGCAGCGCAGAAGCCCCGGCGAAUCAGCAAUUCCCACACCGCCGCCACUGCAGUCAAGCGUGCCAACAUCGAAAUCGGACACACCGACCCCAGUUGCUCAAAAUGAAUCGAAACAUGAUUUGUCUAAAAUAAGUUCACCAACAGAUUCCGAAGCUAAGCAAUUUCAAAUGCCCGAUGGCUUCCGACAGGAUUUCACUCUUGAACAAGAAGAAGUGUCUUUCACACCACAACCGCGAAAGCUUUCGCCACAAUCGCAACAGCAGGCACGCGAAGCCAAUUUCUCACACGAUAAAUUGCGUCGUUUGGGUGUGGUGAAUCCGGAAGCAUUUUGUGAAAUCUGUUGCAAGGAAUAUUGCAACAAGUACUUCCUGCGUACACAUAAAUGGAAGCGGCACGGCAUAUUCGUACCUCCAGAUGAUCUUAAAGACGAACAGCUUCAGCUUGCUCAAAAGAUGGCAUGGCCUUUUAUGGGUCUACCGGGUAUGCCGUUAAAUUUGAUGAUGGCCAAUGACAAAGCGCUCAUGGCUCAACGCAUGUUCGCCGCCGCCACUUCCUCCGUUUCCACUGCGUCCCAUAUUGGCGCCGACGAUGGUCCUCAGCAUGUAGCUAAACGCAUUAAGCUUGAACAAGACGAUGAAGAGGUUUCAAAAGCAAAUGAUGAAAACCAGGAAAACAAAUGUUUAUCCGGUCGUCAGUCUGCUGAACAAACACAACAACAAACGGGUUCGCACAGUGUGGCUUCUACUCCAGAACCGCAAAAGAUUUUAGCGGAAUCCUAUAAUUCGGGUGCCAAUAUGCCAACUAGUCCUGAGACCGCUGUUGGCCUGCAAAAUCUACAAAAACUGCAAUCUAUGAUACAACAACUAAACGACUUGAAUGGCAAACGUACGAUGGGCUGUCACAUCUGUGGCCGCGACAUGGAGAACCAAUAUGCACUACAAGUUCAUAUGAUGACCGACCAUGCCGGCCUGUUGGAAGGUAGCGGCACACUACCACUUAACUUUCAGCAGCAUCUCUUCCAGCAACAGCAACAAAUGCAAGCACAGCAGCAACAACAAGUGCUCAAGCAUUCGCCCUCAGGUUCCCCUGGCGUUAUACCAUCGCUCAGCGAAAUGCGCUGCAAUCAGUGCGAUCGUGACUUUGCCAACAUACAAGAAUUCAAACAACAUAUCGCCGAAGUUCAUCUAUUACCCGGAAGUCCACUGCGGGACGGUUUUGCCACACCCGAGCGUCCCAUAAACCCGAACGCUGCAUCUAUGGGCUCACGUCCACCCUACACCAUAACGCCGACUAGCAGCUAUUGCGAAAUUUGCAACAAAGAACUGUGCAACAAAUAUUUCAUGAAGACACAUAUGCAACGUAUGCACGGCAUUGAAAUCGAGAACGGCGCACAAAUCGGUGGCGUUGUCUGCAACAUUUGCAACAAGGAGCUCUGCAGCAAAUACUUUUUGCGUGUACACAAACAAAACACGCACGGCAUUGUCGACGAGAGCGCCCCAUUGCCACAACCUCGGCAAAAUGGGCUGAGCUUUGAUUCGCAACCACAACAACAACAGCAACUAUCAUCCGCAGAAACCGAUCUCAACCGCGGUCUCAACCUGAGUCCCUUCGGUAGCGGCAAUUCCGGUGACUCCAAAUCGGAUUACUCCAACUACACAGAGGUUUGUGUGAUUUGUACACGUCGAUUCCGCAGCGCAAAGUGGCUGCGUGCACAUUUGCAAAGCGACCAUGGCACAGCAGGUAUCGACAAACUGCGCGAACUGGAACAACAAUACGGUCCUUUAAGCAAGUCCUCCAGCCCUACGCUCAAAAUUCCAAAUGGCUCAGCUAAUACAGGUUCGAAUGCAAACAAUAUGAAUACUGCCACUGGAACAUUGUCAAACCCAGCGAAUCUUGCUCAAGCAUUGCAAAACCUCAAUGCACAGCAUCUGCUCGGUAACAUGCCCAAGAAUAUCUUGCCAGGCAUGUUUGGAGCGGCAACAGAACAAUCGCACUCUACACCACGUUUGCAAGAAUACCAAUGUUCCAUUUGUCCCUUCACCACUCCAUACUAUGCAUUCCUCUUCAUACACGAACGUUCGCACACGCUGCUCGGUGGUGCUGGAGAUUUGAACGCAACUGCCUCAGCGCAAUUAAUACCCGGUAGUGGCAUUAAAGACGAAACAAACAACAGUAGUGAGACCAAAUCGAAGUCAGACUCCACCAAUACAGCAGUGACGGACAAGCCCACUUUACUGUCAAUAGCACAGACCAAUAGCAUGACAAUGAUGGAAUGCGGACGCAUCGAACCUACUAAUCUGUCUACACGAUCAAGCACACCAUCUGGCAGCGCAAGUAAAUCAAAAUCAACUAAAGAGAAUCAGGCACAACGCAACUCCAAGCAAAUAGAAGCAAAGGAGGCCCGCAAGGAGGUUGUAACUACCAAGUCCUUCGCGCACAUCAAGUUGGAGAAAACACGCACAAUUGCGACCUCACCCAUAUCCCCAGCCACCACUAACAGCUUCGCGCAGGUCGCGCUCAAUGAUUUAGCUGAAAAAUGUGGAAAGGUGGCAUCAUAUGCGGUGCCGAAGGACGUGACAGGCGACGGUCUGGAGGAUGGUGAACCGCAAAUGCAAGCUUUUGUGUUGGAAAUCCAGCGUGAGCGUGAAAUGGACACGGAGACGGAGGCUGCCAGCGCUGCAGGUAGUGCUGAGGAGUCCAGUAACAGGUUUGUGCCAGCUAUAGUUUAUUUGCCCGUUAGAAAACGCAUCUCAGGGCCUGUAACGGUGUCCUUCAACUUGACACCAGCCUAGAGCGCUGGAGCUUAAGACUAAGGCGCGUAACUUGAGCAAAUUGUUGCCAGAUUGUUGUGCAGAAAAUCUGCCAGAAAAAGUUUUAUCCAUUCUUGAACUAAUCACGUUUAGUUUAUCAAUGUUUCCGGCGUCAAAAAGGCUGAGUGCGCUUUUGAUUGAGAAUUACUCGAAGAAAUUGAAACGACAAGUUUUAUAAUUAAUUUUCGCAUUAAAAUUGCUUGAAAUCAGUUGAAUUAUAUACAUAUGUAUACAAAAGUCUGGCAACAUUGGGCACAAGUGAGUCGGGCUUAGCACUAAGCAUUCGGUGAUGACAAAAAUCAAAAGUUCCUAAAAUAAAAUCAAAAUUUGUUUAUAGAAAUUAACGAAAAUUUAGCGGAAAUGCAAAUUCUAUACGUACAUACAUACAUAAUUAAGUCGAGGUUCUGCAACUUUAGCAAGCACAACACAGUCACUGUUGCAGUCUAGGUAAAUUUACACAUAAAUACAUAUAUACAUACAGGAAUGCAUACGAACAUAGGCGUGUGAAGAAACAAGUUUAGUGUGUGAGACAUGAUUCGGUGAGCCGAAAGUGUCUGUUAUAUUAAACAAAAAUUUAGAACUAUGCUUAAGUAUGUAGUUUUGAAAUUAAGAACUCCCACAUAACAGUUACUUACAAACAUACAUACUUAUACAUAAAUAUAUAUACAUAUGCAUGAAAUCCACAAAGGGAAAGGCUUUGCUCAAAAACAAAAAAGUUUCAGUCAAACUAUGGAAAUAAUGAAUUUACUCUUAAUAAUAUUAACAACUAGUUACAAAAUAUUAGUUAUCGAUCGAAGCUUAAAAACACUUGGUAUAAGAUAGUAGCGUAACACAAGUACAUACAUACAAGCAGACAACAACAAUGAAUACGUACAUACCAUACAUAUUUGCCAAACGUACCAUAUUCGAUAACAGUACUUGCACAAGUACUUAGUAUAUAAUAUAAAUACACAUAUACUAGUAUAUACACUGUAUAUACACUUUUCCACACAAAUACAAUUGCACAUACACACAUACGAGUAAAUAAGAUAAAUCAAAACAGGACAAGAACGUUUUCUCAGGGCAAAAGUACAAUUUACUUGGUACUUUCCAUUAAAAAUUAACAAAUAAUUUUUACUUAAAAGAGUAGUAGUAAUUAAAUAUAUAAAAUAUAUAUAUAGAUAUAUAAAGUAAUAAAAACACAAACGAACACAACUGCGAAAAGUGUGGCGGUUUGAGAAAAGUUGAGUUAAAAGCGCGUAGAAAAAAAUAUUAAAUACCGCAUGACUACCUCAUAUAACUAAUAACAAUAAAAUUGCCAGGUAAAAAACUUCAAGCCAUUCAUUUGAGCAGACUUUUAGUAGAAAUUACCUCAAAGUAGAAAAAUCAAACGAAUUGCGAACGUUUUCAUUCAUUGAAGGAUCACUGGGAUCGUCGGAAGUUGUAUGUGCUUAUGUAAUUGUCGUAUUUAAAUUUAAUUUUUACUAAAUUUUAAAUUUUAUCAAAAUAAUUUACUUUGUACUGGAAAACAAAGAAACGAAAAAUAUACCAAAACUCACAUACAAUUUACAAAUAAGCCGGUCUACAAGGGAAGUAAAAAGUUGGGCUCGUACACGUCGCCAUACUAAUUAUAUACCGUUAUUAGAUAAUGACAGCAAUUUUAUACUGCAAAUAUUGCGUAGUCGAAAAAGUCUUUUCGUAUUCUGUCAAUGGAUGUGAAUGAAGAAAUUCGCUAUAUUUUUAAAUUUUUGUAUAAAAAAGGAAAAAUGCCGCGCAAGCCACCAAUGAAAUUUGUUUAUUCUGUGAAGUAAAUUGUACUUUGUAUUGUGACGAUGCUGUAUCAGUUCGUGUAGCACAAAAAUGGUUCGCUCGCUUCCGUUCAAGAAAUUUCGAUGUGAAAGAUGCACCUCGUUCUGGUCGAUCUAUCGUUGAAAAAGUCUAUGGAAUUAUGAAAAAGAUUGGCCAGGACCAUCACAUAAGCAGCCAUGACAUCGCUAGGGAACUUAACAUUCAUCAUCAAACAGUUUUGAAGCAUUUAAAAAAGGCUGGCUACAAAAAAAGGGAACCACAUCAAUUGUCUGUGAAAAAUUUAUUGGACCGAACUUAAAAUCUGCAAUUCUUUGCUGAAACGAAAUGAAAUCGAAUCAUUUCUAAAGCGAAUGAUAACAGGAGACGAAAAGUGGAUCAAGUAUGACAAUAAUGUGCGAAAACGUUCAUAUUCUAUGCGUGGUGAAGCUCAACAAAUGGUCACAAAGCCAAAGUUGAUGUCUCGAAAGGUUAUGCUGAAUGUUUGGUGGGAUUGGAAAGCAAUCAUCAACUAUGGGCUGCUCCAGCCUGGCCGAAAGAUUGAUUCUACGUUUUACCGUCAACAACUGAUGAGGUUGAAGCAAGCAAUCAUAAAAACGGCCAGAACUGAUCAACAGAUAGGGCUUCGACUUCCAUCAGGACAACGCUAGACCACACACAUCUUUGAUGAUUCGGCAUAAACUAGGAGAGCUUGGCUGGGAAGUUUUGAUGCAUCCACCCUGACCUUGAACCAUCGGACUAUCAUUUGUUUCAGUCAAUGCAGAGCUCCCUAAAUGAAGUAAAGUUAGCUUCAAGAAAAGCCUGUGAAAUUGACUUGUCGCAGUUUUUCGUCGAGAAACCAGAAAAGUUUUACACUGAUGGAAUAAUAUGUCUAACGGAAAAAUGGCAAAAAUCGUUGACCAAAAUGGUACAUAUUUGGUUCAUUAAAGUUCAUUAUAAAUAUAAAAAAAAUAAGUUUAAGUUUGAUUAGAAAUAUGAAAAGACUUUUUGGACUACCCAAUAGAAACGAGUUAAAUAAAACAGUCCACACAAUUAAGAAAAUUCCAGGGUAAGGCCUACGCUCUGCCUUGAAAUAUUAUGACAUUAAAAACAUAAUGAUUUUGAGAACAUUUUCAACCUAAUAUAUAAACCGAAUAGAACUUUGGAUAACGGUACGAGCCCAGUUUAGUCUAGUCAACGUAUUUUAUACAAACAGUCUUGCUGAUAGCUUAAAGCUUAGUAGACUUUAGCCAUACGCCUCAAGAAAAAGUCAAAAGUAUAUAACAAUAGGUUAGCCAUACAAACAUAUAACGGUAGAGUUGCGACUUUCAUUGUUGCGAGCGCAUGUCACUGUAUAUUAAUUUUUUAGCAUUUAAGGUGAAUUUGCGAUGUGCACCCGCAGCAAUGAAGUGUUGCGGCUUACAAUAAUAAAAAUUAAACUACAAAACUUAAGUAAAUAAAGAAAUAAUUUAGCGAAAACUGAAAAUAACCGAAACAAACACAAACAUACAUAUACGAAUGUAUGUGAAUCGAACAGUACAACGGCAGUUGCUAUUUUUGUGAAUUUUUUUAAGUAUUUUAAAAAGCUGCGUGCCUUUUAGCGAUUGCCGAUUCUUACUGCUUUUACUUAAAUUUGGUCAAAAAAUAUUUAAUUUAUGUAAUUAUUUAAUAAAAAAAAUAUUUGUAAGAAAUUAAAUUAAUUUAUGAUUUUAAUUUCAAUUCUAGAUUAUUGUUUCAAUUGUAUAAUUGUAGCUAUAAAAAAUGCAUAAGCCAAAUAAAUUUAUUCGUUAAAAUUAUUUUCGUUGUUUUUUUCUUUAAUUUUUUAUACACACUUUUUCAGCAUAUUUUUAUUAACUUUUGUGUUAAAAGUUGCAAAAUAAAAGGUUAAUUUAAAACUAUUUUUAAUUCUUCUUACGCUUCUAUGCAUACACACACCCUUUCAUUUCAUUUCACAUAUUUUUGUUGCUAAUUUAAGAACCCGUAGAGCGCAUUAUUACAUAAUCAAAACAAAUACAAACAUACCUAAGAAGUAAGCUCUUUACCCUAGAAUGGUGUUAAUUCGGUAUUUGCUUUGUAGACGCGUGUUAAACACACUUUCCCAAGCAUCAAUUUCACAAUUCCUUAGCUAAACAACUCGCUCCAUUGCCCAAUAUCCCCUACCUUCGCACUUUCAAUUGUUUUUUUUAUUUCCGUUUUUUAAGUAACCCUCCAGCUGACUUUAGGACAUUCCAUCGAUACCCUACUGGGCAAAUACUCGUGCUAUUUAAACUCAGCGUCAGCAAACUCGCUCCCCUCCCUCUUUUGCAAAGACUAGCGCAAGCCGACGGGUAUUGAUUUCCACUAAAAAACAAACAAUUGCACAUAUAUAUUUCUUAUCCCAAUAAAUUGUGUGUUAUCUACGACAUUUGUAUGAUUAUUGUCACCCGAUAGCAAUGGGGCAUUCAAGACGGUUAGGGAAGCGCUCAGACACACGCACGCUAUACUUUCCUUUCAUAUAGCCUUAAAAAAUGUAUAAGUAGGCAAGCAGCCUUGAUGUGUAAGUUUUUUAACAAUAGAAUACUGUUUUCAAGAUAAGUAACAUAAUCAACACUCAUUUGCCGCUGAGCAAGUUGACAGUUUUAUUGAUUUCUGACUUUGCAACAUGCAUUAGGGCGUAUUUUAAUUAAGAGACGGUACUGUAUGAGGCAAUUUCAGCAUGUGUGAGAAGAUUCUCAUGUGAGGCAGAAGACAAUUUUUAUUGGAUUAUAUUUUAAUUGAUUUCAGUGACAAUUUGUGCCCUUAGAAAUCGGGCUAUCCGGCUAUUCAUGCUCCAUACAAUGGUUAUUAGAAAAGUGCUUGCAGUUUAUAAUUUGCAAUGGGUUAUUGUCUCUUAAUUGAGUUCACAUUAGAGUUCGUAAUUGAUUGGAAAUUGUUCAUGGUUUAUGUUUAAGGUCUAAAUUGUAAAUUAAUCAUUUGAUGCUAUUUGAUUUUUUAUUUCUUCAAAGCGCUUUGAUAAAAGAUUAUAUGUACAUUAUUUUGAGUAGUUGUACUAUAAACUGAAUGCCUGAAGAUAAUGACGAGCUUGGGCAUUGUAGAAAUUAGUAAUGUUUGCUAAAAUUUAAUUGUAAGCUAUUUUGAUUAAAAUCGUCUGCUUAAGGCUUAGACGGAUAUAUGUUGUGGCAGAAAAUCUGGUUCCUUAAAAUAUAUGCAAGUACUUCUUCUUCUUCUUUACUGGAGUAAAUACCGCUUACUCGGUUAUAGCCUAGUUAACAACAGUCGAUUUUUUGCAAUAUGGCACCAAUUGGAGAUUCCAAGUGAAGAAUAAAAAGUGAAGAGAGCACAACCCUGGAGUGGGAUGGUUCGCCUUUCCACUUUAGCACGCCUUCAGACGAAUGUUCUUUAGCUAUCUAGAGUGUAUUUGGUCUAAGACCGGAAGUCGUGAACUACUUGAGUCAUAUGUAAAAGAAUCGUUUCUGACCACUCACAAGUAAAUGGCAAUCAGAGAACUUUCCUCACUUGAACUUCUACACAUGACUCCAUCUUUCUUGAUGCAAAUAAUUUAAGGGAAAAUUUCCAUUUUAUUGAUUUUUUUAUUAUAAAUUAUAAAUUAUAUUCUUAUUGUCAAAGAGAUAUGCAAGUCAUAUUUGGUCUUUUAAAAAAAAAUUUCAUUUAUUUAAAACAAAAAGAGAUUCUUCUUUUAGUUAAGCAGACACGAAUUGUGCCCAUACGCCGAAAAGUAGGCAUUAUUUUUCGUACCGAAGAUUUAUAGGGAGAGAUAAUCAAGAAUUUCAGUUUAAUAACUUUGGAAAACAAAUUUAGCCGCAUUCAAAAAGUAAUAAUUUUACUUUGUGACUCUCAAGUCCCCAAGUAUUUAUAAUAAAUUUGUAUAGCAACAAGAAAGCCGGUAAUUCGAAUGAAGAAACAUUUUUGCUAACUGUAAGUUUUUCAUUAAAGAAAUUCUUCAAAGUAGUUGUCAAUCUAUCCAGCUUAGAGGUAGUGAAAUUGGAAUGAACAAAGAGUACAUAAGCUCAGAUCACAGAUAAUCAUUAUAACUACGCCCAUUUGUACUUACCAU